Molecule: messenger RNA, 1286 nt
Organism: Cornus florida
Lineage: Eukaryota; Viridiplantae; Streptophyta; Magnoliopsida; Cornales; Cornaceae
Product: protein MKS1
Exons: 1
Coding region: 188-850 (220 amino acids)
Cellular component (GO): nucleus
Source: RefSeq, a predicted model, not a curated record
GCCUACGCAGAAACAUUUCCCUUCCUCGAAAGUCCACUUUUGGGGUCAGCACUUACAUUGCGUCACCUCUUACAUUUAUUUGCUGUUAAAUGGUCACAAAAAAUACACACAUACAUGCACCUUUUCUUCUUAUCUACAAAACCCCUCUUUUUUUCUCUCCCACCUACCAUUGCUUUUUUCAUUAAUCAUGGACCUGCCGGAUUUUUACUCCGCCGACAGGCCAUCUCCGACGAGAAGAGAACUACAGGGUCCUCGUCCCACCCCACUUAAAGUCAAUAAAGACUCGUACAAGAUCAAGAAGCCACCAGUAGCCCCACAACCACAACCACAACCACAACCACGUCCUCCGCCGCAGCAGGCGUUCACGACUCAGCGAAACCAGCCGUUGAUAAUCUUCUCGGUCUCCCCAAAAGUCAUCCACACCACCGUCAGCGAUUACAAAGACUUGGUGCAACGUCUAACCGGCGCUUCGUCCUCUUCCGGCGAUAUCUCUCCGGCUGCGUGCGGCGGCGAUAUCUCUCCGGCGGCCAGGAUAGCUUCCAUAGAGAGGACGAGCCCGAAGGAGAGAGACAAGGAGAGAGAAAGAACUGGUGAUCUGAUGGGUAGUUUUGAAGGGGUCGAAAUGGGGCAGAUUCCGGGGAUCUUGUCGCCGGCGCCGGCGACUCUAGCUCCUAUACCGUGUGGGUUCUUCUCGCCGUCAUCUGACCCACAUGCCUACUCUCUCUUGAAUGAUCUAAGUCCUUUCAUGUAUGGGAACAUGUUCAUACAAAGUCCUUCAGCCUUGCUUUCCACUCCCAUGCUUUCACCCUCUCCCUCAUCAUCCUAUGAUCUAUUCAACCUAUUUUCUUGACUUUUAGUAAAGUUUCUAGAGAGAGAGAGUGUGUGUAAUACAGUAGUGAGAGAAAAAUUCAAGCACUAACCUAUUUUUCUAGAGAGAGAGAGAGAGGGAGACUUUGAGGAAAGAAUAGAAGAAAGUCAUUGCCAACCGUAUAAUUGUAUUUAAUUACUUGAAUUUUAUGGUAAAAAGUAAGUACUCACUCUUUGUGUAGCUUCAAUCAAUUUACUCGUGAAAUGAGAGGUCGGUUGGUUUGUUUUUUAAUGGGCUUUGCAACUUGUAGUUGGUUUUGUUAUUUAAGUGGCCUUUUGCAACUUGGUGGGCCAUGAGACUGCAUCGGGUCAGUGGUCUUCGUCCUUGCAUGUUCCUUUCGUUUACGUUUUUGUGGAAUAUAAAGACCAAAUUUGUAAUUGAUACCAAAUAGAUAAGAUGUAAUGUUCAUUAUUAAGUA